Fukomys damarensis (Damara mole-rat) is the source of this 3388-nucleotide messenger RNA. It is a transcript of the gene Stac, whose product is annotated as SH3 and cysteine rich domain. Gene Ontology annotation, cellular component: extrinsic component of cytoplasmic side of plasma membrane. The transcript has 12 exons. Gene Ontology annotation, biological process: positive regulation of protein localization to plasma membrane; skeletal muscle contraction; positive regulation of voltage-gated calcium channel activity. Gene Ontology annotation, molecular function: transmembrane transporter binding. The coding region runs from base 261 to 1250 and encodes 329 amino acids. NCBI's taxonomy places the organism in Eukaryota, Metazoa, Chordata, Mammalia, Rodentia, Bathyergidae. The record is from RefSeq and is a predicted model, not a curated record.
AUCCACCAGCAGCCAGGAAUCCAAGAAAUACUGUCAGGUUCUAUAAGGAAAGUAGUGAUGGAUACUUACCUGGCUGGGGAGAUACCACGAUCACCAAAAGAAGUGCUGGAAGUUGAUUACACAACUAACGGAGUGUGUAGUGGGAGAAAAAACUCCAGAAACUAAAACGAUCACUUUCUUUCAAGACCAAGAGUUUACGGAGCAAAAGUGCUGACAACUUCUUCCAGCGAACAAACAGCGACGUGAAGCUGCCAGCGGAUAUGCUGGCAGAAGUCAGCCCUAGUUCCAGCCCACUGCCUGCACCUGGGAGCCUGACAUCCACACCCACCAGGGUUGGCCUGCACCCCAACAGUGGCAAGGCACAUGCCUUUCAAGAGCACAUCUUCAAGAAGCCCACUUUCUGUGAUGUCUGCAACCACAUGAUAGUGGGAACAAAUGCUAAGCAUGGACUGCGCUGCAAAGCCUGUAAGAUGAGCAUCCACCACAAGUGUACAGAUGGCCUCGCACACCAGCGGUGCAUGGGCAAGCUGCCAAAGGGGUUUCGGCGUUACUACAGCUCCCCUUUGCUCAUUCACGAACAGUUUGGAUGCAUUAAAGAAGUUAUGCCCAUUGCAUGUGGCAAUAAGGUGGACCCUGUCUACGAGGCCCUUCGCUUCGGCACUUCCCUGGCCCAGAGAACAAAGAAGGGAAGCUCUGGCAGUGGCUCUGAUUCACCUCACAGAACGUCGGCUUCAGAUCUCGUGGAAGUUCCUGAAGAAGCUGAUGGGCCAGGAGAAGGAUACGACCUAAGGAAACGCAGCAACAGCGUGUUUACAUAUCCCGAAAAUGGCACGGAUGAUUUCAGUGACCAAGCAAAGGACAUAAACCACCAGGAACCUCCUUCCAAAGACCCACUACAAAUGAACACCUAUGUUGCCUUGUACAAAUUUGUGCCACAAGAGACUGAAGACUUGGAAAUGAGGCCAGGAGACAUGAUUACUCUUCUAGAGGAUUCCAAUGAAGACUGGUGGAAAGGAAAAAUUCAAGACAGGAUUGGCUUCUUUCCAGCCAACUUUGUCCAGAGAGUACAACAAAAUGAGAAGAUUUUUAGAUGUGUUAGAACCUUCAUUGGGUGUAAGGAGCAGGGACAGAUAACGCUGAAGGAGAAUCAGAUCUGUGUGACUUCUGAAGAAGGACAAGAUGGUUUUAUCCGAGUCCUCAGUGGGAAGAAGAGAGGCCUUGUCCCCCUCGAUGUCCUGGAAAAUGUCUGAAUGUGGGUCCCUCCUCCUUGUGCAGUAGGCAAGCUCUGCUGUGACGCUGUCUGCUCAUCUCACUGUGUCCCCCCAGACAAGCUGCCACACUGACCGGGACCCGCAGGAAACAGGGAGAGGGAGAGAAGCAGCCACAAAUCAGAGGGCCCGCCGCACGACGUGUUCAGGCUGCCUUAAGUGCAGAACAGUCUGAGUCGUUGGCAGAGCUGGUGCACACCUGGUGGUGGCAGCAAGGCCGUCAACCACAGCUGCCCACAGGAUUCAACUCUGUUCCUGUCUGUGUGCUGCGAGUCAGCCCACUGGAGUGUGCGCCUGGUCGUGGCGUGGCCCUAGUGCUAGGUUCAGAUCUAGCUAGCCAAGGGUUCUUCUGGUUCCAGACAUUUGUCCCCGGUAUGGCCGAUCAACAUCAUCACAUUUCAAAUCCAAGCAUUGUCUCUGCAGAAAAUCAAGAAGGCCUCCUUCCUAGCUCAACAGUCCAGGGCUGACCUGCAGGCCUGGCUUACCUUGUGCUCCACUGAUUGUUCUUUAUUUCUCUUCAGUCCUCCACAUAAGUCCCAGUGACGUGGAUUAAAUGUGAGGGCUCAGUUGACUUGGCUCAAACCACCAAGCUGUGACCUGCUCCACAACUGCAAACAGCAAUUCUUGCCUCUUUGGUUACCAAUAAAGGUAACCGAGCAGGAUCUGGACAUAGAUAUAAGUAGGAAAGGGAAAUAGGAGUAAGGAGGGGCUCAGAGCCCCUAUCUAUUGAUAUAAAAUCUUUUUCCUGAAGGAGGUGGGGCUAGGAAAGAGAAUGUGGCAAAAAGUCUCCGUUCUCAUUUUAUAUCUUCUCUGUUGGGAGCCUCGCUCUCCCUCAUGCUAUCCUGUAGGGCUGUAUUUUUUAGGUUGAGCCCAUGUGGUAGGGAGCCAGAAACACGGAAGGUAACCAACAACAGCAUCUUAGAAGUGUAGUGAAAUCGGAAUCCAUUCUUCUUUAGGGAAGUACAUUAUACCCUAGCAGAUGUAAAAUGGAAAAGAAUCCUUAAUGCUUCAUCCCUAUGAAAGUAGGGAACGUGGGGCCUAUUUAACAUCAUCUAGGGGAAUCUAUCACUCUGUUUUUGUACUAAUGUUUACAAGAAUACAACAUACUGUGAUGCCUUCCUCCGCAAGCCUCCUCCUAGAUUCAAACUUGCAUCCUAGUAGUCAUGACUCUGUUUAAACUUCAAUUCUCAGUGACCUUGAAAUCAAUGUCAGUUUGAUUUAUUUUGUUACAAAGCAAUAAAAUCAUUAGAACAAUUGGUUUUUAAAAGACUUAAAUGGACGCAUCCUGUGCAUGUAAACAUUGUUUCCCAAACCAAAGCAUCAUUAGUCUCCAUUUAUUUCUUUUGUUACUGCUCAGCAUGAAGUUAGCUAAGAUAGGGUGGCUGCUGGUUUCAUAGUAGUUUGGAUGCCUUACUAUCAUUUUAAAGCCAAUAUCCAGGAUUUCCUCCCUCUCUGGUACAACACACAAAACCAGGUGCACAGAGUGAAGAUAGAUUCUUUGACAUCUUGAGUAGAUAACAUGACUGCCUUUCUAUAAAAUUGUAUGCUGAAUACCAACACUCUUUGCCUCUAAUUCAAUUUUUCCAUUUAAUAAAGACAACACAGUGGCUAGAAGGAGCCGAGAGAACAUGUGUUCUGAUCUCUUCUUUGUGGUGAUCGAGGCUUUUUGGCAAAUAAUGUCCAAUUUGCAUUCUUAAAAAUUAGUUUUCCUUUUCAAGUUGAAUGGCAGGAGGAUGUGGUAUCCAGCCUCCAAGGUGGUCCCCCAGUGAUGCCUAAUUCCUGAUGCCAUUGCCUUUGUAUACCCCGCUCCCAGGAUUGAAUGAGGACUUAUUUAUGAGGUUGAUGGAAUAUAGCAAAAAUUAUAUACAUGAUAUCAGAGACAAGGUAAAAAAAAAACUUGCAGCUUCUGAUUGGAUCUCUUGGAACCUUCACUAUUAGAACCCUGAGAUGCCAUGUAAGAACACUGGGCCCACCAUAGAAGACAGAUCCAGUGCAGAGACCACGUAUUUCGGCAGCUGAGGUCCCACUAUAACAAAGUGAUGACGAGUUGUAACUACUGAGCCCCUCCCACUUAUAGAUGUAUGUGCAAAAUAAAUAUGUAGGGUUUUAUUGUCACUAAG